This is a messenger RNA of Acanthosepion pharaonis, 1611 nucleotides long. NCBI's taxonomy places the organism in Eukaryota, Metazoa, Mollusca, Cephalopoda, Sepiida, Sepiidae. The record is from the annotation of a GenBank genome assembly.
AUGUUCAGCUAUGAGAAAUGUAAGGGGAAGGUGGCCUCAUUUGGACGUAACCUUGACCGUGCCACAUUUUUCAUGAGUUCAGUCAUCGGAACCGGAAAUUUAUGGCGAUUUCCCAUGAUGCUUGCUGUUUAUGGAAAUAAAGGCGGUUUGGUAUUUAUUUUGGCAUGGCUAUUACUUACCUUUAUUUGGACUUCUCCAAUAAUGAUUCUGGAAUGUGCUCUGGCGCGAUACGCAACAGAAGGUGUUUUGGGUUCUUUUCGACAGUUAUUCGGAAACCGGUUUCUAUGGAUGGCAGCUUGGGUCUGCCUCGUCUUAUUCUUCAUAACAUCAUAUUACUGCGUUCUGAUUGGUUGGAAUAUGUAUUAUUUUAGUUACUUCCUCGUUAACCCUUUACCAACAGCCGUGGAAGAGAGUCACGCCAUUUUUGAAAAUUUCACAUCGUCCAAAUGGGGUUUCCUGACCCAAGGCUUAUGCAUCUUGUUGGCCGGGCUCUCCGUUCUCUCGGGAUACAAACUGAUUGAGAAAACAAAUCGAGUCCUCGUUCCUUUCUUGCUCUUUAGUCUUCUGUACGGAUUCUUCACGGCUUUGUGCCAAAGUCACUCAAACCUUGGAAUCCAGUUAAUGUUUAAGCCAAACUGGGAAUCAUUGACAAAUGUUCAUGUGUGGAUUGGGGCAAUGGGUCAGAAUGCUUUCGAUACAUGGGCAGGUACUGGAAUCCUCACACGCAUCUCGGCCUUCGCUUUCCCGCCCAUCAAAAUCGUCCAGUACAGUGUACUGAUACCAGCAAGUAAUAAUGUCAUAAGUCUCCUGGCUGGGAUAAUGCUGUUCAUCAGUGCCAUGGCAACAGUUAGCUUUGAACCAUUUGCAACUUCUCAUCAAACAUUAGUUGGUAUCUACGAUCGUUAUAAUUACGAAUCUUUUAUGUAUAUUUGGGCUCCGAUGCUGUAUAUGAAGGAUGGAACGUUUGGUCGUAUCCUUGCCAUUAUCUUCUUUCUGUCCUUAACCGUUGGAGGAAUUUCACAAAUGAUAUCCUCGAUAGAAGUAUUACUUGGAAUUUAUAUGGAAUUUGGUCGUAAACGUGUGAUUGGCAUUGUUGUUAUCAGUUGUGCAAUAUUUUUGAUGGGAAUACCAUCAACCCUGUACAGAAGCUUCCUGUGGGGACAGGAUUACACUUGGACCUUCGGGACAACAAUGAGCGGACUUAUGUUUAUCACAAUUGCAUUAGGAAUAGGAACUGAUCACAUUCGAGAGAAAAUUAUUAACAUUUUCAAAAAUGACUGGCACUUACCAAAAGCAUGGGAUUACAUGAUCAAAGUUAUCUGCCCUUUGGAAAUCACGAUUCUUGUUAUUUGGUGGUUGUGUGUCAUCAUCAUUGGAGAACCACCGGAUGUCAAUAAGCUCAAAUUGUUUUCGGAGUGGAUCAUCGUCAUGUUUUUCCUGAUUCUUGCCAAUGGAAUUUACCUCUUGUGUAUGAAAUAUUUCCGACAUUACUUUGUGGAUGAAGAGGAGAACAUCAUUUUUCAACCAGAGGAAAUCUAUCGUAAAUAUUCCACAAACAUCUUCCAUGAAAAUGAAGAGGCAAUAAAAACAUUAGCAGAAAGCAAAAACUGA